AUGGGUAACAAAAAAAAUAAAAGGAAGCGUGCGAGACUCCGUCAUCUCGAGACUGUGAGGGCCAAUGGAAGGAGAACUGCUGCACUACGUUGGUCGAGUCACAAUAAAGAAAAUAACGAAGCCAUAUUUAUUUCUUCAAAAAUAUCAGAUGAACACACUGAAAAAAAUAGGUCGCCGUCGUUGAUGCAGAUGCGUACACUUUCACCGACAUCAUGCGAAAGUUCAUAUAUUGGGAACUGUAUGGAUGAAAAUAGGUCGCCUUUGGUGCAGCUGCAUACAGUAUCGCCGAUAACGAUACCGAGCAACGAUAAAUCAUUGAUAAUAGAAGAAGAAUGUGAAGAUUCUAUGAGUGAAACCCAUAAGGACGAUCCAAAUCCCACAAACAAUGUUAAUAUCAAUACCGCUGUAUGCUCGGGCAUAGUUGCUGCAGGUAUAGGAUAUUCCCAGUUAGAAGAAAUAUGUAGUGCUAUUGAUGUACCAAUAUUUACAGAAAAAUAUUUCGCAAAAGUCCAAAGUAAAGUCUUUGAUGACUGGGAAGCCACCGCUAUAGAAGCUAUGGAAGCAGCAGCGAACCAAGAGCGAAAGGUCGCUAUUGCAGAGGGUCGAGUAAAGGAUGGCAAACCAGUUAUUGACGUUUAUGUUGACGGUGCUUGGUGUACUCGCUCCUAUGGAAACAACUAUAGGGCUCUAUCAGGAGUUGCUGCAAUAGUUGGAAGAAGAUCCGGUGAGGUUCUCUUUAUCGGCGUAAAAAACAAAUAUUGCUUAAUAUGCGCAAGAGCUGAAAAAAAGGAAGAAACUCCAAAAGAACAUCUCGGCAGCGAUAGCGCGCGAAGUAAAUAUUUCGCGCGCUUGCAAGCGGGCAGCCCCGCACCUGCUCCUCUCAAGCCCCGCACCUCACCCCCUCGAAAACAGCCAAGCCCUGAACUCACGUCACCUUAA
Molecule: messenger RNA, 939 nt
Organism: Arctia plantaginis
Lineage: Eukaryota; Metazoa; Arthropoda; Insecta; Lepidoptera; Erebidae
Source: the annotation of a GenBank genome assembly